AACUCAAUCCGAUUCAAUCAGACAAAAUGGAGUCUCAACCGACAGCCAAAGCGUUACACAACCGUAUCAACAGCAACAUCUCCCAACUGCUCCAACGUUUCGAAAACAUCAUGGCAACAGCAACAGUCGAAAACACAAGCCACACCUCCACCGCCGUUGAAACCUAUCAACUGGACGUCGAAUCAACAGCUUUGGUCCGCGCCGCAGAAGACAUCCUCUCCCUCACCCGUGCCAUGAAAGAAACCUGGCUUUUCGGAAAACUGGAUACACUGGGUGAAGAUGAACGCGAUGUUAAGCGGAGAGAGGAAUUGGAGGGUGAUGCGGAGGCUGUGCAGAAGGUUAUUGAAGAGGGAGGUCUUUUGAAGUAAUUCUUUUUUCUCUGGGUCAUUGGGACUGGGCUGGUGUUUUGGUGUUGAAUGGCGUUUGGAUGUUAUAUCUGGUUUGAAUUGUACGGGAGUAUAUAUACUGUUCAAAUAGAUACCCUUGGAAAAUACCUUUUUACAUGAUUAAGUUGCUGUCUUC
Molecule: messenger RNA, 522 nt
Organism: Aspergillus ruber CBS 135680
Lineage: Eukaryota; Fungi; Ascomycota; Eurotiomycetes; Eurotiales; Aspergillaceae
Product: RNA polymerase II mediator complex head subunit MED22
Exons: 4
Coding region: 27-368 (113 amino acids)
Biological process (GO): regulation of transcription by RNA polymerase II
Cellular component (GO): mediator complex
Molecular function (GO): transcription coregulator activity
Source: RefSeq, a predicted model, not a curated record